Messenger RNA from Glossina fuscipes, 674 nucleotides. It is a transcript of the gene RpL35A, whose product is annotated as 60S ribosomal protein L35a. The transcript has 4 exons. Gene Ontology annotation, biological process: ribosomal large subunit biogenesis; cytoplasmic translation. Gene Ontology annotation, cellular component: ribosome; cytosolic large ribosomal subunit. The record is from RefSeq and is a predicted model, not a curated record. Gene Ontology annotation, molecular function: structural constituent of ribosome. The coding region runs from base 109 to 579 and encodes 156 amino acids. NCBI's taxonomy places the organism in Eukaryota, Metazoa, Arthropoda, Insecta, Diptera, Glossinidae.
CGAUUCUGCGUACGAGCCGCCUUUUUGACAAUAGUAGGUUUUGACAGCCUAAUUUGGCAAUUAAAUCAUUCUGUCUUUCUUUUGCCAUUUAUCAAGUUUCCGUAAAAUAUGGCUGAUACUCAAGCUACUCCUGCCGCUAUCCCUACUGCAAAAGCAACCAAAGUUUCUAAGACAUCCAAAGCUGCCAAACCAGCUAAAAUAGAAAAGGCUACGGACGUUAAAUCAACUGCCAAAUACAAACGGCACGGUCGUUUAUUUGCUAAGGCAGUUUUCACUGGCUAUAAACGUGGUUUAAGAAAUCAACAUGAAACUCAAGCUAUUCUGAAGGUUGAGGGUUGUCGCCGCAAGGAACAUGGUAUAUUCUACGUCGGCAAACGUUGCGUUUAUGUAUAUAAAGCAGAGACUAAGAAGUGUGUCCCUCAGCAUCCAGAACGUAAGACUAGAAUCCGUGCUGUUUGGGGUAAAGUGACACGUUUACACGGAAAUAGCGGUGCUGUGCGAGCUCGUUUUAGGAGAAACUUACCAGGUCAUGCUAUGGGCCAUCGAGUACGUAUCAUGCUGUAUCCAUCCAGAAUCUAAGUUGCGUUCAACAAACUUGGCUGUGUGUGAUCCCAUGGUGUAAUAUGAUAAAUAAUAAAAAUUGCGGUUUUUAAUACAAAAAGCACAAAUUUAAA